Spea bombifrons (plains spadefoot toad) is the source of this 1072-nucleotide messenger RNA. RefSeq names its product histone H1.10-like. Gene Ontology annotation, biological process: nucleosome assembly. The record is from RefSeq and is a predicted model, not a curated record. Gene Ontology annotation, molecular function: DNA binding; structural constituent of chromatin. The transcript has a single exon. Bases 70 to 672 code for a protein of 200 amino acids. Gene Ontology annotation, cellular component: nucleosome. Lineage: Eukaryota; Metazoa; Chordata; Amphibia; Anura; Pelobatidae.
GCAGACGCCACCAGCAGCCGAUCAACCCACAGCUCAACAAGCCUAUCUACAAGCCGAUCAACAAGUAUCAUGGCCCCGGAGAAGCAAGAGGUCGCCCCCGCCACCCCUGCCAAGAAAACCAAGGCAGCGGGCAGCGCUAAAGCAGCGGCCACCGCUAAGGCCGGCAAGAAGAAGAACCAGCCGGGCAGGUACAGCCAGCUCGUGGUGGACACUCUGAGAAAACUCGGGGAGAGGAACGGCUCAUCCCUGGCCAAGAUCUACAACGAGGCCAAGAAGGUGUCCUGGUUUGACCAGCAGAAUGGUCGCACCUACCUCAAGUACUCCAUCAAGGCGCUGGUGCAGAACGACACCCUGCUGCAGGUCAAAGGGAUCGGGGCCAACGGCUCCUUCAAGCUGAACAAGAAGAAGCUGGAGGGGCUUCCCAUCCAGAAGAAGGCUGCGCCCCCUAAAGCAGCUGCAAAGAAGGCAGCAGCUACCAAGAAGGCGACCCCUGCAAAGAAGACAACCCCUGCCAAGAGCACCCCAAAAAAGAGUCCGAAGAAGGCCAAGCCAGCUAAGAAGCCCACCGCCAAGUCACCGGCCAAGAGAACCAGGAAGGCGCCCAGCAGCAAGGUGACAAAGACGGUGAAGAAGGCGACCAAGCCCAAGGCUCUCAGAGCCAAGAAGGCAUAAAAGCCAUCUGCGUUACUGACUUUGGACAAUUUGUUUCUUUUUUUUCCGCUUGUUUCCUCCUUCCCAAAGAAUCCUCCAAGGAACUUUUAAGCUUUGUUUCUUUUUCGCUCAUCUAUUCGCCAGUAGAUCGCACCUUACAGGGUAUUUACUAAAUCCCAAGACCUGUUGCUUUGUUACUCGGGGGGAGGCUUUUCGCGAAUGACCCAAAAAUUUUGUAGUCGAUGAUUACGUUAAAGAGUUUUCAGCUUGCAGCGCAGAAGCGGUUAACUGUAAAUAUAUUUUUUUAAUGAACCCUUCUGUCGGGGAUAAUUGUAACCUGUUGGGGAGGAAGGGGUUAAACAUGCUUACUGUAUAAUAUUUUUGUAUCGUGUUUGAAUAAAAGUGUUUAUUAUGAUACAUA